GGUCAGAGCUCUGUCCCGUGCCUUUUCAGUUCCUCCCACCAUGGAGGUCACCCAGCACCCCAUGAUGGCGGCAGGGAACCAGGUGAAUGUUACCUGCCAUGUGGAGAAGUUCUACCCCCGGAGCCUACAGCUGACCUGGCUGGAGAAUGGAAAGGUGUCCAGAACAGAAAUAGCCUCGACCCUCACAGAGAACAAGGAUGGGACCUAUAACCUGACCAGCUGGCUCCUGGUGAACUCGUCUGCCCACAGGGAGGGCGUGGUGCUCACCUGCCAGGUGGAGCAUGACGGGCAGCCUGCGGUCAGCAGAAGCCAUACGCUCAAGGUCUCUGCCCACCAGAAGGAGCCGAAUCCAGAUGCCGCCCCGGGUACAGAGUCACCUAGUUCCAUUUUCAUAGUUCUCCUCCUGGUCCCCAAGGUGCUGCUGGUGGUCAGUGUCUCUGCCAUCUAUGUCCACAGGAAGUGGAAGGACUGACUGUAAGUUGUGGGUGGGGUAGGGGUGCCAAGGGCUCAAGGUCUCAGCAAUAGUGAAGACUUCAAGAAGCUUCUCUGGACUCUGCCAAGCACCUCCCCUGCCAGGACAUCUGACGGCCCUCAGCUCCUGUGAACCCAUCACACAGUCCUUGAUGCCCCAGAGCUGGAUCUUCAUCCAUGAACCUGAGCCGAGCCCUGGGCAUAGCGCUGAGGACCAACCCAGGACACCUCCCUUGAUUGUGGGGAUCAAGACCAGGAUAUCACAUCAGCCUAGCUCUCAGCCAACCUCCUGGAAUUGGCCACAAGCACACGUUCUAGUCAGUGCUCUCAGGAGUUGGCCUGUCUUUCAGAUUUCUGUCUCCCCCAACACCUGGCCCUGUUAAGGCUCUCCAUCUCUGUUGCCUCUUAAUAAUACAAGUGAACCUACAUCCCA
Molecule: messenger RNA, 904 nt
Organism: Tupaia belangeri chinensis (Chinese tree shrew)
Lineage: Eukaryota; Metazoa; Chordata; Mammalia; Scandentia; Tupaiidae
Product: signal-regulatory protein beta-1-like
Exons: 2
Coding region: 41-472 (143 amino acids)
Source: RefSeq, a predicted model, not a curated record